This is a messenger RNA of Cataglyphis hispanica, 3678 nucleotides long. RefSeq names its product nuclear protein AMMECR1-like. Bases 800 to 1498 code for a protein of 232 amino acids. NCBI's taxonomy places the organism in Eukaryota, Metazoa, Arthropoda, Insecta, Hymenoptera, Formicidae. The record is from RefSeq and is a predicted model, not a curated record. The transcript has 5 exons.
GAUGCAACACGCAAAACUAAACCGGCGUCGCGACGCACAGCCGGACUGAUCGUGACGCUUCGUAGAUGUGUAUAUCGGUGGCAAUCGCGGUGUUACAUCGCACGCGUGUUUCGUACGCGAGCGUAAGAGCGCGUAUGCGUUAUCCUCGAGAUUAUACGGGCAGUGAUAGUUUUCCAUUGCGGACGAUUGACGGGAUCUUUCUCCAGCGGCCAUCCGAUUGCCGUACGGGCGUCGACAUGUUGCCGUGUUCCGGCCGAGUUUUCGAGCCACACAUCAUGUCCGUGCAUCCGUUUCUCAUUGCCCGAGAAGUUGUGAAUCCAAAGAAAUUGCACGUCUCGUCGCUCGUUGUUAACGAUGCGAUAUUUAUGCGAUCUUUGUUCGUUUACGCCGACUUACGUUAUGUUGCCGUCUACGACGUAGUUGGAUGCCGUUCUUGCACCCUCGUAAAAACGGCCGAGGGUGCGUGACGAAUUCGAAUGCUCGUCGAAAGACACAAUCUUUUAUAGUUGCCGCGAAGGACGGAAAGGAAAGGACGGCGAGACGAAAUGGCGGGCGAUGAAACAGCUGUUUUGACGCGUGUCGCGUCAUCUGGCGGGGCGCGCGCGCAGCAUGGCACGCUAGAUGACGGCGGUGGCGGUGGCCGCGACGGGCGGCGAGACGAGACGAGGACAAGACGAGAGUGAGACGCGUACGCGGGUCGUAGACCGUUCGGGUCCGCAGUUCGCGUCCGCAAUUCGAGUCCGUAAUUCGAGUCCGUGUAGUAAUCGACAACAACGACGGCUAAUUGUAAGAGAGAAAUAUGGCUGCCGGCUGUUGCGGUACGAAAAAGCAAAAGCUGAACAACAACUCCGCGGGUGCACCGUGCAAUGGCACAACGGUACUGUCGAACGGUACGCGUAUACGUAAUACGCCGAUCGUACAACCCGAGAUGGGCUUCUACUGCUUCGAUGUCCUUUACUGCCAACUGCACCAACUUGACCCACCAAAACCGCCCAACUUCAGCAACGAAGCAUUUCCUUUGUUUGUAACAUGGACUAUUGGCAAAGAUAUGCGACUACGUGGCUGUAUUGGUACAUUUAAUGCCAUGCACUUACAUGCAGGACUUAAAGAAUAUGCUACUACUAGUGCUUUUAAAGAUUCGCGAUUUAAUCCUAUAACUCGAGAGGAACUUCCACGCUUACAUGUAAGCGUUUCUAUCCUGCGGCAUUUUGAAGAUGGUGCAGAUUACUUAGAUUGGGAGAUAGGAGUCCAUGGGAUUCGCAUAGAGUUCCAUAAUGAAAAGGGCAAUAAGAGAACUGCUACUUACUUACCUGAUGUUGCAACUGAACAAGGUUGGGACCAGAUUCAAACAAUAGAUUCGUUAUUACAUAAAGGUGGUUACAAAGGCUUAGUUACACCAGAUAUUAGACGCAGUGUGAAAUUGACUCGAUACCAGAGUGAGAAGAUUACUGUAAGCUAUCAAGAUUACAUGACACAUUGGCAUAACCGAAGAUGCUAGCAGAUGGCUUGGGGUCCUAUUCAAGGGCCCCUACCUUGCCAAACUGCUGGCACGUUUUGUUACAAAAAUACUGUUGACACAGUUAAUGCAUCAUACCCACAAUACAGUACUACUCAAUACAACUCCUUCAUGACCAAUCAACAACAUACAUUAGUUAUGGUUCAGCCGAAUCAUCCCACAUUCAUACACACACUUCCGAUGCCACCGAUUCCUUCAGUUGUGGUACCUAUGCAGAAUUAUCCACCAUUUUAAUGGAAUUGUGUAUUGCAUCCUUCAGUGCACUAUAUUGUUAUUCUUUCAUAAACUUUUGUAACGCAAAAAAAAAAAAAGAAUAAAUCAAAUGAAAUGCAUAAAAUAAUAACACUGAAGGCGGCUAUUAUGUACAAUUUUCUAUUGCUUGAAUUAGUGCUUAUUUUAUUUUUAUUGUUCAAUAGCAUUAAUUCUAUUCUAUCUUUCACGAUUUUUCUGGCCCUUCUUGUACGAUAAUAUUCCUUAGGUAACAAAAAUGUACAAUUUUGAGUAUGGUGGCAAUGUUCUUCCAAAAUAAUAUUUUCUAUAAGCAUAAAUAAUAUUGGCUAGGUAUUCAUAUAAGAUAGAUUCUUGUUCUCGUAUUGUACAAUUUUAUGAUUGUUAAAUUGGAAAUAAUAAAAAUAAUCUAUUUGCAUAUACAAUAAUGCAAGUUCAGUUUACUGUUCAAUGCUUAUCAUUUGAUACUGUAAUACUAAUCAAUAUAAUACUAUGUAAAUAGUAAUUAGCUUUGCCAUCAUGCUAGAACAUUUGACAGUCAUUAAUAUAUGAGAAACAAGUGACACAAAGAAUUUCAUAAUCUAUAUACAAUACUAUUUAUGUAAUUAAAACUGACUAUAUUAAUACAUCCACAAUUGAUAAAUUCAUGCACAAAUUCAUCAUUUGAUCACUUGUUUACAAUGCUCGUGUCAUUAAAAGCAGAUUUAAAGUGUCAGACUAGAUAGUUACGAACAAUACAAUAUUUCGAUUUUCUUAAAAAUUGCCAAGUGUAUAUAUAUAUAUAGUAAUUUCAUCAGACUUUCUUUAAAAGUUCUCUAAUUUCUGUAAAACAAUACAAAUGUAUCACGUCAUUUAAAAUUUAAAAGAAAUUAUUUACUUUCUUCAAGAUGUAAUUGUUAAUUAUACAUAACAUUUGAUACAAUAACACUUAACGUCUAUACAUAAUUUCUUUGCAUCAAUGGUAUAAAUAGAUUUUUUAUUGAAUUAUUAUAUGUUGUCUUAUACUAAUUUAUUUUUAUCUAUAUUUGUGUGGACUUUGUUUUUUUUUUUUUUUUGAUUUAAUAAUCAGUUUGUGUUAUUUUUGAAAUAUAAAAGUGAUAUUAAAUGUUGUAUAAACUUUUAAUGUUGUAUAUUUAUACCAUUCUUACAAUGAAGUUUAAAGGCGUUUAAAUUAGUAUGUUAGUUUAGAGUAGGCCAAAGUUUCAUUACAGCAAAGGUUUUUUUUAUAUUAAUAACGCUAAUUAAAUUAUGAAUAACAACUUUUAACUAUAAUAAAUUAACUAGAUUUAAUAUUUCAAUACAUAUUUUUAAUGAAAUUUAAUUUGAAAAAAAAGUUAUAUACUGUUUAUGUUUUAUAACUGUUUCUGUAUCAUUAAAUGAAUAUAUUUGAUGAUUUAUAGCAUCAAACCUCUAAUGUGAAGAAACAAUGGCCUACAUUAUACUGAUAAACAAAAAAAUAUUAAAUAUAAAUAUAAAAUAUAGAUUUAAGACAUACAUUAAUGAAAAUGACGAUCUCUUUGUGAUGUUGAUUGCUAUAUAAAUCAUGGUGACGAUUCAUGUUCAUUAUGAUAACAUCAGGUAAAAUCUUUUUCCAAUGCUUCAAAAUAAUAAAAUAAUACUAAAACGAACAAAAGACAAUUAUAUAUAAUUAUAGAUGUAUAAUUGGUUUAAAGAUAGAUAAUGUGUAUUUGAAGAAAAAAUAGCAUGGAAAAAGAUGUACUGGAUUUCAUAUAUCUGUGUACCAUAAAUGCAUGGUACAUUUAAUAGCAUUAUCACAUAUAAAUAGGAGUUCAGGAAUAUUUUAUAUUAAACUAUCAUGCUUCGUAGAUUCCACAGCUAUGCGAUAGCUGGUUUCAUUCACUGCCAACAUAAUCAUUGUUGUAGAUAUUAUACAAAUCCUAUUCUCAAAAGAAUAAACAAAUCAGGUUGUUGUA